Kluyveromyces lactis is the source of this 6696-nucleotide messenger RNA. RefSeq names its product acetyl-CoA carboxylase ACC1 (gene ACC1). The record is from RefSeq and is a predicted model, not a curated record. The transcript has a single exon. Gene Ontology annotation, biological process: fatty acid biosynthetic process. Gene Ontology annotation, molecular function: metal ion binding; acetyl-CoA carboxylase activity; ATP binding. The coding region runs from base 1 to 6696 and encodes 2231 amino acids. NCBI's taxonomy places the organism in Eukaryota, Fungi, Ascomycota, Saccharomycetes, Saccharomycetales, Saccharomycetaceae.
AUGAGUGAGGAAAAUCUUUCUGAGGUUUCAAUCUCUCAAAGUAAACAAUACGAAAUUACUGAAUAUAGCGAUAGACAUUCCAAGUUGGCUUCUCAUUUCAUUGGUCUGAACACUGUGGAUAAGGCAGAUGAUUCUCCAUUGAAAGAGUUUGUCAAAUCACAUGGUGGUCAUACUGUGAUCUCAAAGGUUUUGAUCGCUAACAAUGGUAUCGCAGCCGUUAAAGAAAUCAGAUCGGUUCGUAAAUGGGCCUAUGAAACCUUCGGCGAUGAAAGAACUGUUCAAUUCGUGGCCAUGGCCACUCCAGAAGAUCUUGAAGCCAACGCAGAAUACAUUCGUAUGGCUGAUCAAUAUAUCGAAGUUCCCGGUGGUACCAACAAUAACAAUUAUGCAAACGUUGACCUAAUUGUUGAAGUUGCCGAAAGAGCUGAUGUAGAUGCAGUUUGGGCAGGUUGGGGUCAUGCUUCAGAAAACCCACUACUCCCUGAAAGGCUAGCCGCUUCUCACAGAAAGAUUAUAUUUAUUGGUCCACCAGGAAAUGCCAUGAGAUCUCUCGGUGAUAAGAUCUCGUCCACUAUCGUUGCCCAACACGCUAAGGUUCCUUGUAUCCCAUGGUCUGGUACUGGUGUCGAUGAAGUUCAUGUUGAUAAAGAAACUAACUUGGUCUCUGUCGAAGAUAAAGUAUACCAAGAAGGUUGUUGUUCGUCUCCAGAAGACGGUCUAAAGAAAGCCAAGGAAAUUGGUUUCCCAAUUAUGGUCAAGGCUUCCGAAGGUGGUGGUGGUAAAGGUAUCAGAAAAGUCGAAAAUGAAGAUGAGUUCCUGUCUUUGUACCAACAAGCUGCUAAUGAAAUUCCUGGUUCUCCAAUUUUUAUUAUGAAGUUGGCUGGUAAGGCUCGUCAUUUGGAAGUUCAACUUUUGGCUGAUCAAUAUGGUACCAACAUCUCUCUAUUUGGUCGUGAUUGUUCUGUUCAAAGACGUCAUCAAAAGAUUAUCGAAGAAGCUCCUGUAACUAUCGCUAAGCCAGAUACCUUCACUGAAAUGGAAAAAGCAGCCGUCAGAUUAGGUCAAUUGGUUGGUUACGUUUCUGCUGGUACCGUCGAAUAUUUAUAUUCUCAUGAUGAAGACAAGUUCUACUUCUUGGAGUUGAACCCAAGAUUACAAGUUGAACAUCCAACCACAGAAAUGGUUACUGGUGUUAACUUGCCGUCUGCCCAGUUACAAAUCGCUAUGGGUAUUCCAAUGCACAGAAUCAGAGAUAUUAGAUUGUUAUACGGUGUCGAUCCAAAAUCUGCAUCCGAAAUUGACUUUAACUUCUCUACACCUGAGUCUGCUAAAACUCAAAGAAAACCAACUCCUAAAGGUCACUGUACUGCCUGCCGUAUCACAUCCGAAGAUCCAAAUGAGGGUUUCAAACCAUCUGGCGGUGCUUUACACGAAUUGAACUUCCGUUCUUCUUCCAACGUUUGGGGUUAUUUCUCUGUUGGUAAUAAUGGUGGUAUCCAUUCAUUCUCUGACUCUCAAUUCGGUCAUAUCUUCGCCUUCGGUGAAAACAGACAAGCUUCAAGGAAACAUAUGGUUGUUGCUUUGAAGGAAUUAUCUAUCAGAGGUGAUUUCAGAACUACGGUUGAAUAUUUAAUCAAAUUAUUGGAAACCGAAGACUUCGAAGACAAUACCAUCACGACUGGGUGGUUGGAUGAUUUGAUUUCUCAGAAAAUGACAGCUGAAAAGCCUGAUAGAACCCUAUCUGUCAUUUGUGGUGCCGCUACCAAGGCUCAUAUUGCCUCCCAAAAAGCCAGAGAAGAUUACAUCUCAUCUUUGAAGAGAGGCCAAGUUCCAAACAAAUCAUUACUACAAACAAUGUACCCAAUUGAAUUUAUUCAUGAUGGUAUGAGAUAUAGAUUUACUGUUGCUAAAUCAGCCGACGAUCGUUAUACUCUAUUCAUUAACGGUUCCAAGUGCGAAGUUGGCGUAAGGAAGUUAUCUGAUGGUGGUUUGUUGAUUGCCGUUGGUGGUAAAUCACACACCAUUUACUGGAAGGAAGAAGUUGCUGCUACCAGAUUAUCAAUCGACUCUAAGACAACUCUACUAGAGGUUGAAAAUGAUCCAACACAACUCAGAACUCCAUCUCCUGGUAAAUUGGUCAAGUUUUUGGUCGAAAACGGUGAUCAUGUUAUUGCUGGCCAACCAUAUGCCGAAGUUGAAGUUAUGAAGAUGCAAAUGCCAUUGAUUUCUCAAGAAAAUGGUGUCGUUCAGUUAUUGAAACAACCAGGCUCUACUCUGGCCGCCGGUGACAUUCUAGCCAUCUUAACUCUAGAUGACCCUAGUAAAGUCAAACAUGCUAAGCCUUACGAAGGCAUGCUACCAGAAUUGGGUGCUCCAAUCGUUGAAGGUACCAAGCCUGCAUACAAAUUUAAAUCUUUGGUCACUACUUUGGAAAACAUCUUGAAGGGAUACGACAAUCAAGUUAUUAUGAAUGCUUCAUUGCAGCAAUUAAUUGAAGUGUUGAGACAACCAGAAUUACCAUACUCUGAAUGGAAAUUACAAGUUUCUGCUUUACAUUCAAGAUUACCACCUAAGUUAGACGAAAUGCAAGAACAAUUGGUCACCCGUUCAUUCAAGAGAAAUGCGGAUUUCCCAGCAAGACAACUAGAAAAGAUGUUAGAAGCUGCCUUAAAUGAUCCUAACGUUGACCCAUUGUUUAGCACUACCAUUGAACCACUUGUUGAUAUUACUACCCGUUACUCUAAGGGACUUGCUGCUCAUGAACAUUUUGUCUUUGCCACUUUCUUAGAAAACUAUUACAAUGUCGAAAAAUUGUUCUCUGGGCCAAACAUUCGGGAAGAAGACGUCAUCUUAAAAUUGCGUGAUGAGAACCCUGACGACUUGGAGAAGGUUGUUUUAACCGUCCUAGCUCACUCCAGAGUAUCAGCCAGAAACAACCUGAUCCUUGCCAUUUUGAAGCAUUAUCAACCGCUAUGCAAAUUGAGCUCUGAGGUAGCCGCUGCUAUCGAACAACCAUUGAAACACAUCGUCGAAUUAGAAUCUAAGGCCACCGCUAAGGUUGCUCUACAAGCCAGAGAAAUUUUGAUUCAAGGUGCUUUGCCAUCUAUCAAGGAGAGAACAGAUCAAGUUCAAUACAUUCUUAAGUCAUCUGUUUUAAGCACUUCAUAUGGUUCAUCCGAAACGAAGCGCACAAAACCUGAUUUAGAAGUUUUAAAGGACUUGAUCGAUUCCAACUAUGUUGUUUUCGAUGUGUUGGCCCAAUUCUUGACAAAUCCAGAUGAUGCCGUUUCUGCUGCUGCUGCCGAGGUCUACAUUAGAAGAGCAUACAGAGCGUACACUAUUGGUGAUUUGAAGCAUCAAAAGUCUUCUGGAUCACCUGUAGUUGAGUGGAAGUUCCAACUUCCAUCUGCUGCAUUCACCUCAUUGCCACAGGUUAAGAGUAAAUUGGGUAUGAACAGAGCUAUUUCUGUCUCUGAUUUGACUUAUGUCUCUGACGGUGAAAACCAACCAUUAAGAACUGGUUUGUUGAUUCCUGCUAGACAUCUAGAUGAUGUUGAUGGUAUUUUGUCGUCAGCUCUAUCUUUAAUUCCUUCUCAUCAUAUGUCUACUGGCCCUGUCCCAGACAGAUCUGGCUCUUCAGCCAGCUUGUCUAAUGUUGCCAAUGUUGUUGUGUCUUCAACUGAAGGAUUUGAAUCUGAGUCGGAUGUUUUAAAGAGACUCAGAGAGAUACUCGAUUUAAACAAGCAAUCAUUAGUUGACUCUGCUAUUCGUCGUAUUACCUUCGUGUUUGGAUACAGUGAUGGUACAUAUCCAAAGUACUAUACCUUCCGUGGUCCAAAUUACAAUGAAGAUGAAACAAUUCGUCACAUUGAACCAGCUCUAGCUUUCCAACUUGAACUAGGUAAGAUGUCGAACUUCAAUAUCAGACAAAUAUUUACUGAGAACAGAAACAUUCAUGUCUAUGAGGCCGUUGGUAAAAACUCUCCGGUUGACAAGAGAUUCUUUACCAGAGGUAUUAUCAGAACAGGUCGUAUUAGUGACGACAUUUCCAUCCAUGAAUAUUUGACUUCAGAAGCUAACAGAUUAAUGAGUGACAUUUUGGACAACUUAGAGAUCAUUGACACUUCUAACUCAGAUCUUAACCAUAUUUUCAUUAACUUCUCUGCUGUAUUUGACAUUUCGCCAGAAGCUGUUGAAGCUGCCUUUGGCGGUUUCUUGGAAAGAUUUGGCAGAAGAUUGCUCAGAUUACGUGUUGCCGCUGCUGAAAUCAGAAUUAUUAUCAAGGACCCUCAAACUGGCACCCCGGUUCCAAUCAGAGCGUUGAUCAACAACGUCUCGGGCUUUGUUGUGAAGACUGAAUUGUAUACAGAGAUCAAGAAUGCACAAGGUGAAUGGAUUUUCAAAUCUUUAGAUAAACCAGGUGCUAUGCAUUUGAGACCUAUUGCCACUCCUUAUCCUGCAAAGGAGUGGUUACAGCCAAAACGUUACAAGGCUCAUUUGAUGGGAACCACAUACGUUUACGAUUUCCCAGAGCUAUUCCGUCAAGCCACCGUGGCACAAUGGAAGAAACACUCUCCAAAGACCAAGUUGUCAGACGAUUUUUUCAUUGCAAAUGAAUUGAUUGAAGAUGAAAAUGGUGAAUUAACUGAAGUUGAUCGUGAACUUGGUGCUAAUAACAUCGGUAUGGUUGCAUUCAAGGUUACUGCAAAAACUCCAGAAUACUCUCAUGGCCGUCAAUUUGUCAUAGUCGCCAAUGAUAUCACUUUCAAAAUUGGUUCGUUCGGUCCACAGGAAGAUGCCUUCUUCAACAAGGUUACUGAAUAUGCAAGAAAGCGUGGUAUCCCAAGAAUAUACUUAUCUGCCAAUUCAGGUGCAAGAAUUGGUAUUGCCGAAGAGCUUGUUCCAUUGUUCCAGAUUGCUUGGAAUGAUGAAAAAGAUCCAGCAAAGGGUUUCCAAUACUUAUGGUUGUCAGAUGAGUCUCUUGAAGAACUCAAAUCUAAGGGUAAAGACAAUGCUGUUGUUACCGAAUGUGUUGUUGAAGAAGGUAAGGUCAGAAACGUCAUUACUGCUAUUAUCGGUUCGGAAGAUGGUCUUGGUGUUGAGUGUUUGAAGGGAUCCGGUUUAAUUGCAGGUGCCACUUCAAGAGCGUACAAGGAUAUCUUCACGAUCACCUUAGUUACUUGUAGGUCUGUGGGUAUCGGUGCUUAUCUAGUCAGAUUAGGUCAAAGAGCCAUUCAAAUCGAAGCACAGCCAAUCAUUUUAACCGGUGCUCCUGCCAUCAAUAAGCUUCUUGGUAGAGAAGUUUACUCUUCAAACUUGCAAUUGGGUGGUACUCAGAUCAUGUACAACAAUGGUGUUUCACACUUAACUGCUCCAGAUGAUUUGGCUGGUGUUGAAAAGAUCAUGGACUGGUUAUCUUACAUUCCUGCCAAACGUGAUCUACCGGUUCCUAUUUUGGAAUCUGAAGAUAAAUGGGACAGAAAAAUUGACUAUGCUCCAUCUUUAAACGAACAGUACGAUGUUAGGUGGAUGAUUGCAGGUCGUGAAUCUGCCGAUGGUUUCGAAUAUGGUCUUUUCGAUAAAGGUUCCUUCCAAGAAACCUUGUCUGGUUGGGCCAAGGGUGUUGUUACAGGUAGAGCCCGUUUAGGUGGUAUUCCAUUAGGUGUUAUUGCCGUUGAAACAAGAAUUGUCGAAAAUUUGAUUCCUGCUGAUCCUGCUAAUCCUGAUUCUACCGAAAUGUUGAUUCAAGAAGCCGGCCAAGUUUGGUAUCCAAAUUCCGCGUUCAAGACAGCCCAGGCUAUCAAUGACUUCAAUCAUGGUGAACAAUUGCCAUUAAUGAUCCUAGCCAACUGGAGAGGUUUCUCUGGUGGACAACGUGAUAUGUACAACGAAGUUUUGAAGUAUGGUUCUUUCAUCGUUGAUGCAUUGGUUGAUUACAAACAGCCUAUAAUUACAUACAUUCCUCCAACUGGUGAACUAAGAGGUGGUUCUUGGGUUGUUGUUGAUCCAACUAUCAAUGCUGACCAAAUGGAAAUGUAUGCUGAUAUAAACUCAAGAGCUGGUGUUUUGGAACCAGAAGGUAUGGUCGGUAUCAAAUACCGUAGAGAAAAAUUGUUGGCUACUAUGGCAAGAUUAGAUGACAAGUACAGAGAGUUGAAAGCCAAGUUGGCCGAUUCCACUUUGACUCCAGAAGAACAUCAAGAAGUAUCAAAGCAGCUUGCUAUCCGUGAGAAGCAAUUGUUGCCAAUUUACCAUCAAAUUACAGUACAGUUUGCUGACUUGCAUGAUAGAUCCGGUCGUAUGUUGGCAAAGGGUGUGAUCAAAAAGGAAUUGGACUGGCCAGAAGCUCGUCGCUUCUUUUUCUGGAGAUUAAGAAGAAGAUUAAACGAAGAAUAUUUGAUGAGAAGAUUAAAUAACGAGCUAGGAUCUGCUUCUAGACUAGAGAAAAUGGCAAGAAUCAUAUCAUGGUACCCAGCUUCUGUGAGCCAAGAUAACGACAGAGAAGUUGCUACUUGGAUCGAAGAAAACUACCAAUUCUUGGAUGAACAAGUUAAGAGUCUGAAGUUGGAAGCUUUCGCACAAAAUUUGGCAAAAUCUAUCAGAAACGACCGUGAAAAUUCCAUCAAUGGUUUGGCGGAAGUUUUGAAAUUAUUGUCUGCCAAAGACAAAGAAAAGCUUCAAAAAGCUUUGGAAUGA